This is a messenger RNA of Paramecium pentaurelia, 247 nucleotides long. Lineage: Eukaryota; Ciliophora; Oligohymenophorea; Peniculida; Parameciidae. The record is from the annotation of a GenBank genome assembly.
AUGCAAUAAACAGACAUUCCAAUUAUCUAAUAUUAAAAAGUUAAUAAACCAUUUGUAAAUUAAUAAGGAGAAGAAUUUGAUUACAUUAUGGAAGACAAGAUAAAUAUUAAUUUUAAGUGUUGUAAAUUCUCAUUUACUAUUUGUUCUAUUUUCUAAGCAAUAUUUGGUAUUUAUUUAAUAUUAUUUUAUAGCCUUGGCAUUAAUAGUAUUUAUGAUAAAUACUUUUUUGUUAGUAAUACUAAAAUGA